GACUACGAGUCCCAGCCGUGCCCGCGCUCGCCCGCGGCCGGCAGGGGAGGGGGCGGGGGCUGGGGCUGGCGGGCCGCCACCGCCCGCCCCGCACCCCCGGCGCUCACCUUGGGCGCGGAGGAGAGGCGGUGUGCGGUUGCGGGAGACAGCAGCGCCUGGAGUGGAGACUGUGGAACUGUUCUUCCUUGGCUCUUCCUCCGUGAAAUCAACUAUGGAACAUGCUCAAGAACAUGAAGCAUGUCUUGAGCAAACCCAGAGGUAUUGUGUGGAGAGACCAAUAUAUAACCAAGAGCUCUUGCAAGGACAGCUGCACAGACGAGAAAGAACACCUCAGACUUUAAGGCAGAAGAUUGCACAUUCUUGUCGUUGUUCUUCUAAGAAAGCCAAAUCUCAUCUUUACAGUUUCUUACCAAUUUUAAAAUGGCUUCCCCGCUACCCAGUGAAGGAAUACUUAUUAGGAGACAUUAUCUCAGGUAUAAGCACUGGGGUUAUGCAGCUUCCUCAAGGUUUAGCCUAUGCUUUGCUGGCAGCUGUUCCUCCAGUAUUUGGCCUAUAUUCUUCAUUUUAUCCUGUCUUUCUGUACACUUUUUUUGGAACCUCCAAGCACAUAUCAAUAGGCACCUUUGCUGUGAUUAGUAUGAUGGUUGGCGGCAUUGCCGUGAGACAAGUGCCUGAUGAAAUAAUUUCUGUAGGCUAUAAUUCUACUAAUGUUACAGAUUCCCUUGAAUAUUUCCAUGCUAGAGAUACCAAGAGGGUGCAAGUAGCUGUGACUCUCGCUUUUCUUUCAGGAAUUAUCCAGUUGUGUCUAGGUUUCCUUCGAUUUGGAUUUGUAGCCAUCUAUCUAACGGAGCCUCUGGUGCGAGGAUUUACUACUGCUGCUGCCAUCCAUGUCUUUACUAGUCAAUUAAAGUAUCUCCUUGGUGUUAAGACUAAACGAUACAGUGGCCCUCUCUCAGUUGUAUAUAGCAUAGCUGCUGUGCUUUCAAAAAUAACAACAACCAAUAUUGCUGCAUUGAUUGUUGGAUUAACGUGCAUCGUUCUGUUGUUGAUUGGCAAGGAGAUCAAUCUCCGAUUUAAGAAGAAGCUCCCAGUUCCUAUUCCUAUGGAAAUCAUUGUGGUAAUUAUUGGCACAGGAGUUUCAGCUGGAAUGAAUCUGAGUGAGUCAUACAGUGUCAAUGUUGUUGGGAAUAUUCCUAAAGGGUUACGUGCACCAGCAGUUCCAGAGAUGCAGCUCAUCCCCGCAGUAUUCGUGGAUGCAAUUGCAAUAGCAAUAGUUGGAUUUUCAAUGGCUGUAUCAAUGGCCAAGAUCUUUGCCCUUAAACAUGGUUAUACCAUUGAUGGGAAUCAGGAACUUAUUGCCUUGGGAAUAUGCAACUCUGUGGGGUCAUUUUUCCAAAGCUUUCCAGUCACUUGUUCAAUGUCUCGGAGUCUUGUUCAGGAAAGCACUGGUGGGAAAACUCAGAUUGCAGGGGCACUCUCCUCAAUUAUGGUUCUGUUGGUAAUUGUGGCUAUUGGAUACCUCUUUGAACCGCUUCCACAGACAGUGCUAGCUGCAAUCGUAAUGGUGAACCUGAAAGGAAUGUUUAAACAGUUUGGAGACAUCAUGCACUUCUGGAGAACCAGUAAGAUUGAACUGGCCAUCUGGUUGGUAGCUUUUGUGGCUUCUCUUUUCCUGGGACUAGACUAUGGUUUGCUUACUGCAGUAGCGUUUGCAAUGAUAACCGUUAUUUACAGAACACAAAGCCCUCAAUACAGAAUUCUUGGUCAGAUUCCUGACACUGACAUCUACUGUGGUGUGGAAGAGUAUGAAGAGGCUAAAGAAUAUCCUGGAAUAAAAAUAUUUCAAGCUAAUGCAUCACUGUAUUUUGCCAAUAGUGAGUCGUAUGCAAGUGCACUGAAGAAAAAGACUGGACUGGACCCCUGUGCCAUAUUAGCAGCGAGGAGAAAAGCCCAGAAGAGGCACGCCAGGGAGAUAAAGGAGGCAAAUAAACUCCGAAAGAAAGCUGUUUUGAAACUAGUGAAUACUCCGACUAAUGACGUGGAAGCAACUGUAAAACAUGAAAUAGCAAACGAUGAGCUACCCAUAAAUGGAAACUUUGCAGAUGCUAGUGUAGAAGACACGUCUCCUGAUGAGCAUGAACGUUUUGUGGACUCCAAACCAAACAUCCACUCUUUAAUUCUGGAUUUCACCCCGGUGAACUUUGUGGAUUCAGUUGGAGCAAAAACAUUAAAAUCAAUUAUAAAAGAAUACAAAGAAGUUGGUGUCUCUGUCUGUAUUGCCAGCUGCAGUGGCCCUGUUAUGAAUGAGCUGACAAGACUGAAGUUUUUCGAUAACACUGCAACGAGAGAGUUGCUCUUUCACAGUAUUCAUGAUGCCGUCCUCGCUUGCCAAGUGAAAGACAGACAGGAGGCCAGUUUCACAGACCGACUGUGACCUCUGAAGAGGCACCGAGCAGAACGGAAGCCAGAUUUAUGCUGAUGGAGACUCUUUCUGAAUAUUUAAUUUGCACAGUUUGAAGAGAAGCCUAAGGCUAUUUGUAUCUACGGGUAUAGGGUGGUGCUUAUUUUCUGUAGGAAAAGCGGAUAAGGAACUGGAAGCCUUCAUGCUCUUGAAUUUCUUCCUUCAGUCAGGGUGUAGCUUUCCAAGCACAAAAUUAUGCAAGACAAGAAAAUUCAGUGUACUAUGCUACAAUCGGAACCUGAUAGACAAGGUGACAUUCCUAUUCCUAUUGAGAAAAUGGGCACUUUAACCCACUGUGAGGUGGGAUCCUGCAGGAAUAACUGUUCUGCAACUGCAAUGCACUGUACCAGUGUCUUGAAGGAACUUUCUAAGAUGGCUUGUAAAGCCUGAUGUCAACAUCUGCAUACAACAGAUUUAUAUAAAUUAUAAUAAUCUGCAAGCUGGAUUAAUGAAUUCACACUGGUGGCAUCAAGCUGCUACUCUUUCUAAACUUGGAUGGUACAGUUAUUUUUUUAACUAUAUAACCUGUCUCAAUGAUACUCAGCCCUUCAUUGCCUGGACAUUUUCACUCUAAACAAUUAGAAACUCAUUGUUUAAUUAUUACAUUAUCAGUACGGUACUUUCAGUGCCAGAACCUAGUUAUGCCUUCUUGAAAAUAACACAGCUAAUUUUAAACUAAAACUAGCUUAGCUUCCAAAUUUGAAGACAAAAUUGGGUAAAGGCAGGAGUGAAGCCUGCUAAAAUUAAAUUAGGAACUGAUGCCCUAUCUGCCGUCUUUUAAGCUGGAAUAAAACUGUAGACAAGGUCUAAAGUCUCAGCGGUCCAAAACCAAAAGAUAAGUUCUUUUGUGUUGCCCAAGCAGUCUUCCUGCCAGCAGUGCUGUUCCUGCCUCAGCUUCUAAGUGCUUUGCAAAAUAGAUUUCAGUAGAACUCAAAAACCUUACAUGUUGGGUUUCUUAAAAGAAACAAUAGCGUGAGGGUUUUUGUUGUCUUUACAACCUGGCCGCUGUGGCACCGCUUGACUUCAGGUGUGAGAUGAGAAACAUGGAAAGGUAAUUCAGCAAAAGAAAGAAAUCAUCAGUGCCUGUAUUUCCCUAACAACAAUCGCUAUGAUUCUGAGCAGAGGUAGGAACCUACAGGUGUCUCUGUAGGUUAUUUUGAGGCACAGGGGCAGUGAAAUGCCAGUGAUGUUUCUUUUAACGCCCUCAAAUCACAGGUCCUGUGCGUAAAGGAAUUCAAACGACUUCCUCUCUCUGAAUGCGGAACUUAGUGCUUUCAUUUUGCUUCCAGCUCUGUUGCUUCAGGUGAAUCAAGUUUCCCAAGAACCGGGCACAGCCGGGGAAGAGGUUUUCUUUCCUCAGACUCCCCUGCCAAUAGGGAUAGGAAGCUUUCUGCAUCAGAAAUUACUGCUUAGCUGGAGUUUACAGGGUGAAUUGGAUGCAUGUUAACACAUUGAGCAUGUUUAUUUAUACAACUUUUGGUACAUUUUAUAAUAUUAACUAGUUCCACAAGACUUUGUAUCUAUAUACAGUAUAUUUUUCUACUUUCCAGCUUGUCGCAGCUUCAGUUUUUAACUAUGUAGUCUCUUCAGUUCAUGUCAAAAUCCUGUCAACUUCUAAAAUAAAGUGAUGGUCAUGUCUUAACAUUU
Messenger RNA from Columba livia (rock pigeon), 4108 nucleotides. It is a transcript of the gene SLC26A5, whose product is annotated as solute carrier family 26 member 5. Gene Ontology annotation, cellular component: plasma membrane. Bases 212 to 2434 code for a protein of 740 amino acids. The transcript is spliced from 19 exons. Gene Ontology annotation, molecular function: bicarbonate transmembrane transporter activity; chloride transmembrane transporter activity; oxalate transmembrane transporter activity. NCBI's taxonomy places the organism in Eukaryota, Metazoa, Chordata, Aves, Columbiformes, Columbidae. Gene Ontology annotation, biological process: transmembrane transport. The record is from RefSeq and is a predicted model, not a curated record.